AUGCGGUACAUUCGUCGGCAGUAUCAAACGACCGAACCGACGACAUCAUCAAAUAGUCCGACCCUGGUAUUCCAGGAUAGCCUUGGACGCUGUACAUGCACCCGCGCCGCGUUACAGCUCGUACCUGGUGCCCAACCGGUAUUCCGUCCAAAAAAGCUUGUCCCAUACGCAGCCUUACGCGUGGUCGAUGCCGAACUCCAACGUUUAGAAGACAUGGGCGUCCUGGUGCCUGUGUCCUGUUCCGCCUGGGCAGCGCCGAUCGUCGUGGUCAAGAAGCCAAAUGGAUCCCUCCGCAUCUGUGCCGAUUUCUCUACCGGUCUCAACGCAGCCCUAGAGCCAAAUUGUUACCCGCUACCGAUCCCAACCGAUCUCUUCACAAUACUCAACGGUGGCACCUGUUUCGCAAAAAUCGACCAAGAAGACGCCUACCUGCAUAUUGAGGUCGCCCCUGAGUCACAAGUCCUCCUGACGAUCAAUACGCAUCGUGGUUUCUCUAGUACACCAGGCUUCCGUUUGGUGUCGAAACCGCUCCAGCCAUUUUCCAACAGACAAUGGACGCUAUGA
Molecule: messenger RNA, 564 nt
Organism: Dicrocoelium dendriticum
Lineage: Eukaryota; Metazoa; Platyhelminthes; Trematoda; Plagiorchiida; Dicrocoeliidae
Source: the annotation of a GenBank genome assembly